AUGGCUGAAGGUACCCACCAUUCUAUAUUGACUGAAGCUGUGGCUGCCUUGAAAGGGGAAUCAACAAACCUGCAAGAAGAACAAGAAACACAAAAACAAAUGCUGGAUGCAAUGCUGCAGCAGUUGAACAACCUUGCAGCCAGUUAUGAACAGCUAGCAGUAAUGGUUGGAAAUCAGAAAUCAGGAGGACCCUCAAACAGACAGGUUAGUAACAAUCCGUUAUUUGAAUGGGGAGGGGGUGUUCAUGCUAGAUCCAUUAGGAUUGAAUUUCCAAAGUUUGAUGGUACUGAGCCGAUGGAAUGGGUACUUAAAGUAGAGCAAUGUUUUGUAUGCUUUAGCACUCUAGAGGAUCAAAAAAUACGAAUUGCAUUUUUUCACAUGGAAGGGAAAGCUCUGCCAUGGUAUUGUUGGUUAAGGGAUUCAAGUCCAGUCCAUGGUUGGGAAAAUUUUGUGACUGCACUUAAGAUGCGGUUUGGGCCCUCUACUUAUGAGGAUCCAAUUGGGACUUUUACUAAAUUAAGACAGACGAGAACUGUGGAGGAAUGCCAAACCCAAUUUGAGGCAUUAUCUAAUAGGAUAAGAGGCCCCACUGAGGAGUUUAGAAUUAGCACCUUUAUUAGUGGUCUAAGAGAAGAUUUAAAAAUCACAGUGACAGUGUUCAAACCCAACUCCCUUUCAGCCACCUUUGGAUGGAGGAAAGGAGUAGAGGCUUAUGCUAUUAUUGACGACAAGUACCACAUAGCUCAUAAAGGUAGUAAGCCAAAAUUGUUCCUGCUGGAAGGGAUAGAAAUGGAGGAGGAGGAACAAGAGAAAGAGGAAGGAAGUGGGAUUAUAAGGAGAAGUCAAAGUCCCUAUUCCUCUCCUGUUUUGCUGGUGAGGAAAUCUGAUGGGAGCUGGAGAAUAUGUAUGGACUACAGGGCAUUAAACCAGGAUACCAUCAAAGAUAAGUAUCCCAUACCUAACAUAGAUGAAUUUUUGGAUGAGCUUUAUGGGGCAGACUUUUUUUCUAAAUUGGACCUACGUUCUGGUUAUCACCAAAUCAGAAUGUACCUAGGGGAUAUACACAAAAUUGCCUUUAGGACUCAUGAGGGUCACUACGAGUUCUUGGUGAUGCCUUUUGGCCUCACCAAUGCUCUUUUAACUUUUCAAGGGUUAAUGAAUGAGGUUUUUAGACAUUAUCUAAGAAAAUUUGUGUUAGUAUUCUUUGAUGAUAUUCUAAUCUACAGCAAGACACUACAGGACCAUUUACAACAUUUGAGCAUUGUUUUGGAGAUUCUGCAGUCUCACUAA
Messenger RNA from Juglans microcarpa x Juglans regia, 1290 nucleotides. RefSeq lists its product as uncharacterized. Bases 1 to 1290 code for a protein of 429 amino acids. The transcript is spliced from 3 exons. Lineage: Eukaryota; Viridiplantae; Streptophyta; Magnoliopsida; Fagales; Juglandaceae. The record is from RefSeq and is a predicted model, not a curated record.